Messenger RNA from Microplitis mediator, 1086 nucleotides. Its product is annotated as putative ankyrin repeat protein RF_0381. Bases 1 to 1086 code for a protein of 361 amino acids. The transcript has 2 exons. NCBI's taxonomy places the organism in Eukaryota, Metazoa, Arthropoda, Insecta, Hymenoptera, Braconidae. Gene Ontology annotation, molecular function: protein binding. The record is from RefSeq and is a predicted model, not a curated record.
AUGUCGAGUGUUACAAGCAGUGAUAUUACUUCAAGUAAUCAAGUUCGAGAUGAAGAUAAGAAUUGCGAUUUAAAUGAAUCAGAAGUUUCGGUGAUCUCAAGUAAAAAUCGUGUUCCACAGCCGGUAUUCGAGAACGAACUACGAAAAAUUGCGGAGUCGCUAAAGAAAAACGGAGUUGAAUUACGUCGCUGUACUAGUAAUUGUUUAGUGGGAGGAUCACUUGAAGAUGCCAUCCGAGUUGGCGAUAUUAAACUGGUCAAGCUACGGAUUCGCCAAGGUGUCAAUGUUAAUGGUUCCGAGCAAAAAAGCAGUUCCCCACUUCACAUGGCAGCAUGGUACGGACAUCCCGAGAUCAUUGAACUUCUUAUUAAUAACGGAGCCCGUCUUGAUUCUGUAUUAAAUGGACCAAUAAAAAACGGAUUUACGCCACUACAUCUUGCUUGUUUAAAUAAUAAAAUUGAGUGUGUAAAAGUUCUAUUGAAAUAUGGAGCAAGUGUUACCCCAAAAUGCGCCGAUGUUUACCAUCCAAUCCACUUCGCGGUAUUUAAGAACUUCGUUGAAGUAGCGGCGUUGCUUUUGGAAAAUGGCGCGGACGUAAAUCUACGAUUCAACAAUAAAUUCUUUCAUAAUAAAUGGGACCAAUCAAUUUUUUGGAAGGACAUGGAUUUAACGCUGUUACACUACUCGAUCGCUCAAGAAUACGAAGAAAUAACAACAUUAUUGUUGGAACAUGGAGCCGAUAUUCAUUUAAAUACAAGGACGAAUAAAACAUCAUUGAUGCACGCUGUUGAAGCAUAUAAUGUCCCGUUGGUUGAAUCACUUUUGGCGAAAGGUGCAAAUCCCAACGAUCGAGAUAUUUAUGGUGAACCAGUCGCGUUUUACAUUUUCGUAAAUGCCAAUAAUCAAUCUAGUUAUUAUGAUAAAAAAGAAUUUUGUGGGGUCGGAGAGAAAUUGGAAAUAAUAAAACUUUUAUACGCUGCCGGAGCUGACGUCAAUUAUGAUUGUUGCGAAGCAAUCGCAACAUCUUUUAAUAAUCAAGAAUUAGAAGAUUUUUUAAAUCUUUGUAGUAACGAGAUAAUUUCUUAA